CACACACACACACACACACACACACACACACACACACACACACACACACACAGAAACACACACAAUGACUGAUGCCUUCUCCCUCCUUCUCUUGCAUUUUCUCACCUCUCUCUGCACCACUGAGACUUUUGUGUGUUUGUCCUCCCUGUAUAGCACACGGUGGAACCGGUUCUGCACAGCUCCAGCACAACGUCGUGACGAAAAGUACUAAUAUUGUACUUUUCCUCACGGCGUUGAUAUCCUUUGUCCACAAGGCAUGUUUCCCUUCAAAGUCCAGAGCGUUGAGGGGUGAAGAGAAAUGGUGUCUAAGGGAGGGGAGAUGAGGCAAUGGCAGAUAAAAUGCGACAAGACUGGAGUGAAAUAGAGAUGCAAGUCAAGAGGGAAAUCACUAACUCCAGAGUGAGGAAGAGGGGACGGAGAGGAGGAAUCAAGUUGGAAUCGUGAAAGAAACGUGGGAAAAGUUCUUUUCGUUUGUGACGGCAGCCCUGCGGAGACAAAAGACCAUCAGAGAGAGACAGAGGAAACACAGACUCACUCUGACUGGGAAAGAAAAGAAGAGACUGUAAGGUGGCUUUAUGUCUUAUAUGCCCUCCCUCUUAUUUCAUCUUAACUGGUGAAGGCUAUGAUAAACGACUGAAAGAACUUUUGGAUGCAGAGAUCCUGCCCAUGGCGAAAGAGUUUGACAAAAAGCUAAAUGAUGAAACCGUGUAUGAGGAAAGGUUGCAGACAGCAGCAGACAAUUUCAUCGCAGCUGCCUCCAAACUGCCUAGAGUAUCUGGAUGCUUCCCUCCAUGUGGUUUUCAGAGUGCAGGUGCAGUAUACAACUGUAUUACCUGCCAGUAUGAUUCCUGUGAAUUCCCGCUCGACUGUCCAGUUAAAGAAAUUAAAGCAAUGGAGAACAGCAGGAGCCAAAUGUGGUGUGAAGUGCCAUUUCACUUACCAGACGAUAUGGAGGUGAUCUGGAGGUUUGCAGAAGAGGUGGAAACCCAGCAGGUGGAUCAGUUUAAAGAAGUGACUGCGGGGGUGGACAGGCUUUAUUCCAUCCCUUCAACCAGCUUGCAUCAUCAGGGCACCUACCAGUGUGAGAUCUACUCAGGCCAACGCUCCAUUGUCAGGCUAUACUACUAUCUCACAGUGACCCCCCAGGUUGUGGCAGGACACACAGAGCUGCAGGAGAUAUUCGACCUGUCUCUGCUCCCAGGAGGGCAGUUACUCCCUGCGUCUGGUGGGCCCCCCCGCCCCCACCUCCUCCUCCCCUCGCCACUGCUUCUCACCGCCUGUUUAACUGCUUUGCUUCUGCUGCUGUUCCUCUCCCUAGGAGCUCUUUAUUGGUCAUCAAAACCAGAGAAAACAAGUCAUGCUGAACAAGAAGAUGGAGAUGAAGAUCUGGGAUUUUUGAAAGGUGGGAAGAUACAUGUCGUGCAAUAAAGGCAUUUCAUCAA
Molecule: messenger RNA, 1442 nt
Organism: Sander lucioperca (pikeperch)
Lineage: Eukaryota; Metazoa; Chordata; Actinopteri; Perciformes; Percidae
Gene: spaca6
Product: sperm acrosome membrane-associated protein 6
Exons: 12
Coding region: 667-1428 (253 amino acids)
Biological process (GO): fusion of sperm to egg plasma membrane involved in single fertilization
Source: RefSeq, a predicted model, not a curated record